UUUCUCAUUCUCGUUUAUGCCGCGGAGGUGUGUGGUGUGUGGUGGUGGUUUGCGAAUGUAAAUUGCGAUAUUGAAGUAUGAUGCCAUUGUAGUUCAGUGUUUUAUUAACUUAAGCCUUUGGAGGUCGCUGAAGUGUCAAAAUUUUGCAAUUUUGUCCUUAGGAGCAGCCAUGAGGCUUUCAAGAUGCUUGCGAAGCGUGAACAAGAUGUUGGAAUAUUACUCUGGAUUCAAUCCAUCUCCUUUGUCCAUAAAACAGUUUAUUGACUUUGGUAAGGCUGCAUCAGAGCAGCAGAGUUUCAUAUUUCUUCGUCAGGAGGUGCCGGUGCGGCUGGCUAAUAUCAUGCGUGAGAUCCAGCUGCUGCCCGAGAGUCUGCUCACACAGCCAUCAUGCCGUACGGUGUGUGAGUGGUACAUGCAGAGCUUCAAUGACAUCCUCCGCUUUGAGGAGACCGGCCCGCCCACCGACAGCGUUCUCAGAGAUUUCUGCGAGACGCUGAUCACGAUCCGCAACCGGCACAGCAGCGUAGUGCAGACCAUGGCCGAGGGUGUCAUCGAGAUGAAACAGAGCGUCAAGCUGGACACCUCGACCGAGAACAACAUCCAGUACUUCCUCGACCGCUUCUACAUGAGCCGCAUCAGCAUACGCAUGCUCAUCAACCAGCACACGCUGCUGUUCGGGAAACAGCGCAAAGAGGCCGGCGUCGGUCAGGUGGGCUGCAUCGACCCCUUCUGUAACGUGGUGCACGUGAUCGAGGACGCUGCUGCCAACGCGCGCUUCCUCUGCGACCGGUACUACCUGGCCUCGCCCGAGAUCGAGAUCACACAGGUCAACGCCAUGGUGGCCCCGGACGCCGGCAGCAGCAGCGACAGCGACGGCGGCGUGCAGUCGCCCAUCACGCUGGUGUACGUGCCGUCGCACCUGUACCACAUCCUGUUCGAGCUGCUGAAGAACUCGAUGCGCGCCGUGGUCGAACACUACCCGGACACCUCCGACUUUCCGGCCAUCCAGCUGCUGGUGGUCAACGGCAAGGAGGACCUCACCAUCAAGAUCUCGGACCGCGGUGGCGGCGUGCCCCGCAGCGUCAGCGACAUGCUCUUCCACUAUCUGUACUCGACGGCGCCCAAGCCGUCGGCCUCGGGUGACGCCGCUCCGCUAGCAGGGUACGGAUACGGCCUGCCGCUCUCCCGACUGUACGCACGCUACUUCCAGGGUGACCUGAUCGUCAACUCGUGCGAGGGAUACGGCACAGACGCCAUCAUCUACCUGAAGGCGCUGGCCAAGGAUGCCAACGAGGUGCUGCCUGUGUUCAACAAGUCGUGCGAGCGCCACUACCAGAGCGCGCUGCGUGCCCCUGACUGGUCGUCUCACGUGCUGGGCGCCAACACGGGCAGCGCCGGCGGCCGCAACCUGAGCACCUGGGCGGCGGCGCCUCCGGCCGGCACUGCACGCUGUUGACGACGGGCCGCGGCGGCCGGCCGGCAGGCCAUGACGUCGCCGCCCGUACUGUAGGCAGUGGAGAGGACACCGGUCACAGUAGCCCGGGGUCCGCCCACGGACCAGGACACCGGUCACCGUAGCCCGGGGUCCGCCCACAGACCAGGACACCGGUCACCGCAGCCCGGGGUCCGCCCACGGACCAGGACACCGGUCACCGUAGCCCGGGGUCCGCCCACGGACCAGGACAUCGGUCACCGUAGCCCGGAGUCCUCCUCUGGACCAGGACACCGGUCGCAGUAGCCCGGGGUACUUCCCUUGAGUGGGCAGCAGACCGGGGAGGGCACCGACCGCAGUCGCCCGAGAUUUUCCGUCGCUGUGGAUACCGGUCAGUAGCCCGAGGGCCGCCCUCGCUGUAGGUAGGCGAUCGCAGAAGCUCGAGGGCCGCCCUCGCUGUGGGCAGCGGCCCGAACACCGGUCAGAGGAGGCUGGUGCACAGUCAGGACCGCCCGGGGCUCAGCCGCCGGCUGACGGCGGCUGACCAGGUAGCCGGCUGCUCUAACAGGUCGGGCCGGCGGGGAUCGAGUCCUGCGCUCCCGCCCUCUGUGCCAUGUCUCUGCAGAGACUGCCACCGAUCGCCGGUGCAGGCAGGGUGUGCCAGCCUACGGCGGCGCCCCGGUGUGGCUGGAGUACAAGUGUCUGUUGUCUGUGCACCAGCGUAGUAUGAUUUUAUUCGCGCACUUCCAGAGCUCUAUACCUUUGUUAGCACUCAGUACAAACAGGUUGCCAAUGCUGUUGGUUUCUUGUGCCAUAUAUAGAUUCUAUCGUAGUUUAGCCUUCACGAUGGUCAGUACGGUGGAUAACGGUGCCCUCAACACACAAACUUUCGGAUGCCACCAAGUUGCCACACUCAGUGAAAUGGCCGCGCCUCCGAAUGCGGUCGGACGCUCUCAGUGUUCACCUGGCUGUGUCGUCAUGCACCAUGGCUUUCGUUGUACAUCUGAAUUACGUACCUACUAGGAAUCCAAUCAUGACAUCUUCGUCCCUUCGUAAAUUCUCCGAUUUCCGUUUGUUUUCAAUGGAUGAUUGCCGCACUUGUAUUUUUAUGGAGGCUGUGUGAGUUGAACCUGUGACUAUGACCUUAGAGUCAGGGGUGGCGGAAAAGUUGGGUCGGAAGCGUUCGUUUAUCGCUGUCAGUGAUCGAAGCUCUUUUGGAACGCACCAAGAACACACGCAAAAUAAGUAUCGUUGGGCCAUGCGAUGUUGAUUCUGUAGCCUCGUAUCAGAGCACUAUUGGCACAUGAUGGUAUAUUUUCAACCGUGGAUAUCGAAGACGGCCGCUUUUAAAGAAAGUACGGGGUAUUAAGUUUGUGCAGAGUAUCAUGAAACUUUGGCGUGAUUUUAGUGACCUAUGAGCGUGCAAUGUUAGCAUAUAUUGUUUUAGUAAGCCAGAUGUACAUGGUGACCCACCCCGUAUACAUAGCCGCUGUCCCAGCCGAGCGAGGUAGACUACUAGCACCCUAUGGGGAUGAGUUUGUGAAAAUGUACCGGUUCUGCAGGUGAAGGCCGGUCCUCAGUCGAUUGUUACCACCUACCAGUAGCGGUGUUUUGGUUGUGUGACGUCUUCCAGCUGAGAGGCUGGCCGUUCGGCGAGAAAACUGUGUCGGGGGUUAGGGCGUCUUCCUAUAAAUGCGAGUGAGAUAUUCUAGAAUAAAUGUGGGUUUGUGUGCUG
Molecule: messenger RNA, 3167 nt
Organism: Amphibalanus amphitrite
Lineage: Eukaryota; Metazoa; Arthropoda; Thecostraca; Balanomorpha; Balanidae
Product: pyruvate dehydrogenase (acetyl-transferring) kinase, mitochondrial-like
Exons: 9
Coding region: 170-1456 (428 amino acids)
Biological process (GO): regulation of glucose metabolic process; protein phosphorylation
Cellular component (GO): mitochondrion
Molecular function (GO): pyruvate dehydrogenase (acetyl-transferring) kinase activity
Source: RefSeq, a predicted model, not a curated record